Molecule: messenger RNA, 999 nt
Organism: Lithohypha guttulata
Lineage: Eukaryota; Fungi; Ascomycota; Eurotiomycetes; Chaetothyriales; Trichomeriaceae
Exons: 2
Coding region: 1-999 (332 amino acids)
Molecular function (GO): protein binding
Source: RefSeq, a predicted model, not a curated record
AUGGCGGAAGCACGAUGGAAGCACAUUCUCGAUCACGAGAACCUUCAGAGGUCAUCUCAUGUGGCUUCUGUCAUUGGUCACAAUCUCUAUGUCUUUGGCGGCGAACUCGUUCCUAGAGAGCCACGAGAUGAGAAGGUUUUUUCCAUCGAUCUCGAUGCCGCAGAAUUGUCCGUUAUCACCAAGAAAGCUGACUCUACACCCUCUCCUAGAGUUGGCUCAGCAUCUACAGUCCUGGGAGAUCAACUCUACGUCUUUUCCGGUCGUGGUGGGGUCGCCAUGAAACCCAUUGAGCAAAAGGGAGCUCUUUGGUGCUACGACCCACGGACUUCUGCCUGGCUGUUGAUCAACCCAUCAGAUAUCGAUGCCCCUUUUCCAGUCGCACGAAGCUAUCACUGUAUGACCACCGACAAAACCGAUAGAAUCUUCGUCCACGCCGGCUGCCCCGAAAGUGGCAGAUUGUCUGACUUAUGGUCAUUUUCCUUGUCUGACCAAACCUGGACAAGACUCACAGAUGCUCCUGCACCAGAAAGAGGUGGCAGUAGCAUCGCUUUUUCAAACAACAAAGUGUACAGAAUGAACGGGUUUGAUGGCAAAACAGAGCAGGGUGGCUCGAUUGAUGUGUUUGACCUCGCACAGAACACGUGGUCGACGCUGAAUUACUCCGCGGAUGGUAUCUCCGGUCCUGAGGCCCGUAGUGUCAGUGUGCUAUUGUCGCUUUCUUUAAAGGGGAAGGAAAUGCUCCUUACGCUCUUCGGUGAACGAGAUCCAAGCUCUCUUGGUCAUGCGGGAGCAGGCAGAAUGCUAGGCGAUAUAUGGCUCUAUGACACUGCUGAAGAGGCGUGGACGAAAGUCGAGACUAAUUCGUCGACUGCGCCUCCAUCACGUGGAUGGUUCGAUGCAGAUGUGGUAGACGAGUCGAAAGUGGUGAUCACAGGCGGUUUGAGUGAGUCCAACGAGCGGCUUCGAGAUGUCUGGAUGCUGUCCUUCGACGGCAUAUGA